GUUGUUUCCGGUUAGCUGGCGCAUCUGCAGCAUCCGAAGCCGCAGACGGACUCGCCAUGAAUAACACCUUUAUAACGGACUGAAUUGUGUUUUUCUGCUUAAAUCAAACCGCACACGGUAACCGUUAACCGGCAGGGUUCCGACAGCGCCGCGCGGAUGAAACGUUUCUCCAGUUUGCGCGUAUUUAGCAGGGAUGCUAACGUUAGCGCUUAGCUGUGCUGAAUUUAAAUUAUUAAUAUAUUUUUACCAAAUAAGAGAUUAAUUUAAAUGACUUUGAGCAUUUAGUGUUGGAAGAGCCAUUUGUUUAAAUAUUAAACGCAUGACCUCAGUUUUUAUUGUGCUAAGUCAGUUAUUUUAACGACUGCACAGCUAGUUGAUGAUGGAGGGUUUGACUUUCAUCCAUCAAAACAAUCAUAUCUGUAUAUCUUUUUGCUGUUGAUGUUUUUAGCUGGAUUUAAUUAUUAUACCUUGAUAUCGUCCGUUAUUGACAUCAAACACACAUCAAUCAUAUCAGAGCAUCUGAUUCUCUAAUAUAUGUUUUGUGUCUGAUCAUAGUCAAAAAAGUUGCUUUAAUUUAGUGCACAUACCGUCUGUCUACUUUGCAUACACGGUUUAUUUAAACUGUGAUUGGCACCUGAUUUGGGCUGUGAGUCCAUGUUUGACAGUCACAUCUGAUCUGAACCUCAGGCACCAGAACAGCCCACUUGAUUAUUGAUUUGCUGAUCUGAGAGUCAAAGUAGAAGAUUUCUGAUACACAAUGAAGAAGUUUUUUGACUCCCGGAGAGAACUGGUGGGUUCUGGACCUGGUUCUGGAGGAGCAGCUGGAGGUUCUGGGUCCAGCAGUGGUGUUGGGGGGAACUUCAUCGGGCGGGCUUUUACUGUGGGUAAACACCAGGUGACUGUUGAAGAGACUUUAGCAGAAGGUGGGUUCGCUAUCGUGUUCCUGGUACGCACAAGUCAGGGGGUGCGCUGUGCCCUGAAGAGGAUGUAUGUCAACAAUGAGCAUGAUCUGCAGGUCUGCAAGCUUGAGAUCCAGAUCAUGAGAGAUCUGAAUGGUCAUAAGAAUAUUGUGGGGUUCCUGGACUCCAGCAUCACAGCUGUUGGGGGUGGAGAUGUUUGGGAGGUGUUUAUCCUCAUGGACUUCUGCAGAGGUGGUCAGGUGGUGAAUCUGAUGAAUCAGCGCUUACAGACUGGUUUCAGUGAACAGGAAGCUCUGCAGAUCUUCUGCGAUACUUGCGAGGCCGUCGCACGUCUGCACCAAUACAAAACUCCCAUAAUCCAUCGCGAUCUCAAGGUGGAAAAUAUCCUUCUCCAUGAUCGAGGACACUAUGUUCUGUGUGAUUUUGGCAGCGCCACUAUGAAGUUUCAAAACCCUCAAAUUGAAGGAGUGACUAUUGUGGAAGAUGAAAUCAAAAAAUACACAACUUUAUCCUAUCGUGCUCCAGAAAUGGUGAAUCUGUAUAAUGGCAAAAUCAUCACCACCAAAGCAGAUAUCUGGGCCAUGGGGUGUCUGCUGUACAAGCUCUGUUUCUUCACGCUGCCUUUCGGCGAGAGUCAAGUUGCCAUAUGUGACGGCAGCUUCACAAUUCCAGACAAUUCCCGCUAUUCCCAAGAAAUGCACCGGCUUAUCCGCUACAUGCUGGAACCGGACCCUGAUAAGAGGCCUGACAUUUAUCAGGUGUCUUUCUUUGCUUUCAAACUGGCUCGGCGGGACUGCCCUGUCCAAAACGUCAAGAAUUCUCCCAUUCCUGCAAAACUUCCUGAGCCAAUCCGAGCAAGUGAAGCGGCGGCGAAAAAGAGCCAGACGCAAACCAAGGCGAGACUUACAGACCCCAUUCCCACCACUGAAACCUCCAUCACUCCCCGCCAGCGGCCCAAAGCGGCACAGUCCCAGCCUCAGGCACUAGGGGGCAUCUUGCCAAUCCAGCCUGCUGCCCUUACACCACGCAAAAGAGCCAACCUGCCUGCUGGAGCCACCCAGCCUAUAGCCGUCAGUGUUAACCUGGCUCAGCCGGCCGCAGCGCUGCAGUCUCAGAAAGCGCCUCCUGUCCCUCAGCAGAAAACGCCCAUGCAGCCGAUCUCAGUCUCGACUGCAGCCGUAGCGGGAGGAAGCGUUCCAGCUGCAGCCAGCAGUCCCGCCCCUCUGAAAGCCACAGCAACUCCUCCCCCAUCCAGCCCGGCUCCGCCCACCGCACCUGCGCGGAGUGCACGUCGUAAACAAGCAUCAGUGGUUCAGCAGCCUGUUCCCGGGCAACACACUGCCGUUCAGCCGUCUGGUGCACCACCUCCUGCACAGGCGGAGCCUGCAGCGGUUCCACCCAAUGCCCAGCAAGCAGCGCUUCAGACUAGCCAAGAAAAAGCUGAAGAGAGGCCUGCAGCCCCUGGCCAAUCCCAAACCCCUCCCUCUUCUCCAAGGACAGCCCAGAAGGCGGGGCAUAGGCGCAUCCAAAGUGAUGUCACUCACAGCGCUAUGUUCGGAGUGCCGGUCAGUCAGUCCACUCAACAGCUGCAGGCAGCCACAGCAGAGGCCAGCCUAAACAAAUCCAAGUCAGCUAGCACCACCCCAUCAAACUCGCCCCAGUCUUCUCAACAGAGUGUAUACCAGCCUGUCCAGCAGGGCAAUGUAUCUAACCCUCAGGAUUCAGCCGCUAGCUUGACCAGCCCCCCAGAUCAACCCUCCUGGAAUCCCUUUGGCGACGACAAUUUCUCCAAACUCACAGCUGAGGACCUGCUCAACAAAGACUUCACCAAACUAGUUGACGAACCCGUGGAACCUCUUAUUGUCACUGAAAGUCUUAUUCCUGGGCUGGAGGCUGCAGAACCCGCUCCCUUAUCUGCUGCUGAAAGACCCGUUGACAUUAUGGGUUUGGAACCAGGUGCUGGUCUGCUGGCUGUGCCAGAAAAGCUUAUCGAGGGCCUAAAAUCUCCAGAUACCUCUCUCAUGCUGCCCGAUUUGCUGUCCAUGGCCGACCCUUUCGGCAGCUCCAUAGAUGACACAAGAGAUGCCAAUACAGAAGUGUGUUUGGACUCACUGAUUCCUGGUUUGGAUCCUCCUCGGUCACAGCUGUACUCUGCAGAGACAGAGCCGCCAUCUGCAACGCUAGCAGAUCCAUUGAUUGCAGAAGACUCUCUGCUUGGCUGUUCUCUUUCCACUGGCCCCGCCUCCUGUCUGGACGAUUUCGCACCUGUCUCAGGAGGCCCCUCCCAGAACACACCACCAGCUGCAGACUCCUGUUUGAUGUCUGGCUUUGAACCUCCGGCCUCUGAAACAGCCAAUGACGAUGAAUUUGACCCCAUACCGGUACUCGUCUCCAAAAACUCCCAAGGAGGUCACUCUCGCAGUAACAGUGGCAGCUCCGAGUCCAGCCUGCCCAACCUGGCCCGCUCCCUGAUGCUGGUGGACCAGCUCAUCGACCUCUAGACCUUAUCGAUAUUUCUGCUGCGCCGAAGACGACGUGGCCACUGCAGUCUUCUGCCUUGAAUCACAAAUCUCUCCUGCUCUUUGAAGUUUUCUCCUCAAUCCUCUUUCAUGGUCCAUUUCUUUUGUAAAUCAUAUGAAGUUAUCCCUUCACUUUGAUUUCAUAUUUCGUCAUCACCCUCUUACUUCAGUUUCUUCCUUACAUCAUAUGUUUUACAUUCUUUUCCUGCCAGUAAUGUCCAUCUUGUCUAUCAUCAUCAUCAUCAUUGCUUUUUUGAUUUAGACGUAUUCAACGUCCCCUUUCUCGCACCUUACAGUUUACGUUCCUGAUGAGUUUCAUAAAAAAAGCAAAUUUUUUUCGGUGGAGACGCACACGCAGCUUUCAUACGUUUUAUUUGCAAGCGGGUGAUAGCAAAAUCCAGUGUGAGCUUCAAAGAGUAGAUAUUUGUGAAAAUCCUCCUUUUGUCCUCUGCAGCUCGGCUUCGGAAACAAUCUUAACUGUGUCUUCUGUAACACAGAUGAAGUUCGUCUCCAGAUUAAACACACAAUGCUUUUAAAGACUUGCAAACAGAGAUUAAAGUACAAAGAGAAGCAAAUGUUUACAUAGAGGGGAAUUUUUCAACACAAUAUUUACCGACCGGCAAGCACAGAUCGCAAGAAUUUACGUUUUACGUGUAUUGCAUUUGGCAGACGCUUUUAUCCAAAGCGACUUACAUUUAAUCAGUAUGUGUAUUCCCGGGAUUCAAACCCACAGCCUUUGCUCUGUGUAACACGUAUACCUUAACCAGACAGACUGCAGAGUAUAGGAAGAUCUUAAUAUUUCAAGUAUAUCAUUGUAAAAAAAAAUUCUCAAAAAAAACCCAAGCUCUUUUUCUUCCUAAAGUACGUUACAAAGUUCUUCUUUCUCAUCGACGACACCCGUUUACUCUUCCCAUUCCCUUCCUACCACCCUGUUCAUUGUUAUUUCCAUGUAAAUAGCUCUAUUGAUGUUGUACGUUGGCUGAAAACGAUGUAAAUUGUUGUAUAUCUGCAGUAUCUGACUCCAUCCCUACAAAAGUGAUUCGUUCCUGAUUUGCUCCUGUGUAUAAAGCGUCUACUCCAGUUCCUUCAGAAACGUGCAUCCUGACCCGUAGUCUACAUUAUGAGAGUAAUUUAAAAGAAAUAUUUCAUAUACAGUUAAGAUUAUAUGUGAAUAUGAAUAGAGUUUUAGAGAAUGAAUGUAUGAAACGAGUAUCCAUAUAUAAAUGCAGAUACGUGUAUCAUAUGAAACUUAUUUAAGAAAAAAAACUAUCUCUUCGUUCUGUGUUGAGCUGUGUUUGCGAAAUCGUUGGUUUCAUCUUUUAAUGGCCAGGUCACGAUCGAUGAACAGACUAAAGUAAGACAAAGGACAAUCUUCAGAUCUCCCUGUGAAAUGCUUCGCACGACUAUGUGCGAUUGAAAAGUAGGUGCAAAAAGGCUGGAUUUGUUUUUGUUGCCCUUUCCUCUGAUUUUUAUCAUCAACUGGUUGUAACAUGCGCUACAAUCUCAAAUCUUCAAAGGAUUUUCUGGGUUUUAUUUCAAUCAAUGGCAUUUGUGGUAUAAUGUCAAGAAAACAAAAAAAUUAACUGUUACAGAAAGACACUUACAAUAGACAGCCAGGCAGUAAACAUUAAAAUACACAGUUCAUGUUUUGUAGUAGGUAUAGGGCCCUGUUUACACAUGGUAUUAAGGGCGCGCAUAUAUUAUACUUAACCAGACUAAACCGAAUCACAAGUGGACGAUGCUCAAUAUUUUUCCAUCGGUUCUGACUUCGAGCGUGAACCUACAGUGUUCUUUGUGGCCUUUAGGGGGCAUGUAGACCAAAGCAUUUAAACGUGGCUGAAAACGCCAGGCGGAUGCCAACUGUGGGCACAUGCCAAGUGUGGGCACUUGCCAAAGCUAGGCUCUUUGGUUGCUAUGAUACUUCUGUCCUGUUUAUCAAUCAUUGUACAAUGCGCCGGUUGGCUGUUGUGGUAUUUGUCCCGCCUGUCUUUGAACCUCUCUCACUGUACGACAUAGGACCACCGAUGAAGAGCCACGAUCACAGAAAUUGCGACGAUUGUUUUACGAUGGCAAUCUGUCGUCUGGGAUAGCCAAAAAUUGUGCAGUAUAUCCGAAGCUUUAGGCUUCCAUCAAUAAAACCUUUAAAGUCUUGAAAUCCUUUAAAGUUUGUGUAUCUGGGGGAAAUUUUUUUAUUUUUAUUAAGUUUUAUUGAAAAAAAAAGUAGGAUAAUAUCAAAAAUGUUAAAUGCUCACAUCUUCUGUAUGCGGAUGCUGAUUCAUACCAAAAUGCUUUUUUGCAUAAUUGUGUUUGACACAUGAAAACGUCUCGGGUUACGUAUGUAACUGUUGUUCCAUGAGAAGGGAACGAGACGCUGCGUCUCACUUGCCAUACUUCCUGCUUCCCUGUAACGCCGUCUUUGGCAAUAUUUAAGAUAGCGAUAUACUUGCUGGCUCCCGCGUCACCCUUUCUUUGUCGUUAAGCCUCCCCAUUGGUUGAAUUUGAUAUACACAUUCAGAUGCACUCACCCCUGGAGGCGUCUCCAAAGUCUCACCGCAGUGACGCAGCGCGAGUUCCCUCAAAAGGGAACUGUAACAAAGUAUCUUUAAAGGUAACACGAUGUAACCUUGCUCUCACUUGAAAUGUGUCCCCAUAAUUAGUCCUUGAAUUUGAGGAUAUUGGACCUGGAAAGUCCUUGAAAGGUCCUUAAAUUUGAAGUUUACUAAGGUGUGGGAACUCUGUAGGUGUGAACGGGAAUGUGUCUCUCCCUUCCACUUGUGAUCCUAUCAACCAAAACGCAUCUUAAUACCAGGUGUAAACAGAGCCCAAGAGCAAGUUGUAAAUAAUACACGUUUAUUUGACCGUAGCGUAUUAGUCUUGCUUAAAAACAUUGUUUAUUCACUUCAUUCUUUUUGUUGUCAUAAUGAAAUAUGAUGUCUGUGAACUGGCACCAUUUUGUUCAGUUGUAAGUGCCUUCCUGUAACCAUUUUCUCUGUCAUAUAAAGUUGGUUAUUUAAUCCUGAAUGCUGUCCAUUGAGAUGAACUUUAUUGAGCUGUAUUACACCCACGAAAUUACUUAUAAGAACGCUGUGCAUAUACCAUUCCCGUUUUUUUUAACCAUGUCUUCACGUGCAUUAUCGAAGCAUGGCGUGUUUAUGAAUAUCAAGUUCAGACGUGUCUGUGGCCAAUCUUCAUAUCAGUACUGUACAUGUGUGUGUGUGUGUGAGUGCGUAUAUGUGAGCGUAGAGUUAAUAAAUAGUUAGUCUUAGUUGCUGAAAGUGAUGAGGUUGUUGACAUGGUGAAUCGGCUGGCAGCUCAGCAGAAACCUAUGGUUCAAACACGUGUUGUUUCCUUCCCUGAAGGAAUAUAGUGUAAUUUCGAUAUUACGUUACUUGAACGAGUGCGUGAAAAAUGUCCUCGUAAUAUUGUACAAAAUUUGCGUAAUAUCAGCGGCAACUGAGCUGCUAAUAAAUCAAACGUUCUGUAAUCAGGUAAAAAUAAAUCUUAUUUUAGAACGAAAGCACCGAUUUAUCCUCUGAAUCUGUACAUUUUAUUGAAAUGAGCUACGUUAAUUUGUUCUUGUUCGUUCUUGGAAUGAUACAUUGAAGUGAUUGCAGUAGGGGUUGAUAGUGUGAUCGUUGAGUAGAUUUUGUACUAUGACAACCGUUGAGUAUUUGAGCAAGACUGCUUUAUGCUAUAAUCGGUGAUUAUUAAAAAUACAGCACAGAUUAAUUUCGAAUGAUUCAUGAGAUGAGUUUAUUAUCAGUUAUAAGAAAAAAAUCUGACUUUUAUGUAAAUUUGGCUCGUCCAAUCAAAAUCAGACAUUUUUGUUUGUUAGUUUUAUGUUUUUUUUUAUGUUUUAUGUUUUUAACUCCUGCUGCACAAUGUAAAGCUGGUUUUGUUUCGUUCAUUUGCUAUAUCAUCAUAUUUAGUUACGAUGGCACAAAAUGAUACGUAUUGUGAUAAGACUGCUCACCCCUUAACCACAUUAACAAAAAGAAAAAAUAUGUAGCAAAUUCGCCAAUGAAAAGAUCAAAACUGAGAGCUCAUGUUGCAGUGAUGGCUUUUGUGGUUUUUACGAGGCAAAGAUGGGAAACCACAGAACAAAGGACAGAUCUGUCGUUGAUCCUUCUGUAUCCCGCCUCUCUUCUGUACAGCCGCCCGCAGAAUCUCAUGUUAACCUAUGCAAUCCUAACGCUUCAUCUUGUUGUUCUCAGCCGAGAUCUUUGCCCCGUGGGUAACGUUCGACUUGUGUUGUUGUGCAGAAUCAAAGAUUUUACGUGCUGUUUUUGUUCAGAGAAAAAAAUAUUUAUGAUCAUGUUUAUCCCCAGACUUCAUUGGUCUUUGUAGCAAACACCCUCAACCCAGUGUUAGAACAGUGAUGGGUUCAUGUGCACCUUCUAUUUUUGUGAAAACCAGUAAACAAAGAAAGGGGCGUUAAAUAAACAUGUAAAUGUGAAUGUAUAUUGGGCUUAUGUUUAUUAUUUGUCUGUGCAAACACACUCAACCCAUCUUAUAAUAACCCAAAUAAUAUCUUUUAAAUAUAAAACACGAUAUAUAUUAUUAUA
Molecule: messenger RNA, 8004 nt
Organism: Paramisgurnus dabryanus
Lineage: Eukaryota; Metazoa; Chordata; Actinopteri; Cypriniformes; Cobitidae
Gene: aak1b
Product: AP2 associated kinase 1b
Biological process (GO): protein phosphorylation
Molecular function (GO): protein kinase activity; ATP binding
Source: RefSeq, a predicted model, not a curated record